Molecule: messenger RNA, 2973 nt
Organism: Exaiptasia diaphana
Lineage: Eukaryota; Metazoa; Cnidaria; Anthozoa; Actiniaria; Aiptasiidae
Product: progranulin
Exons: 5
Coding region: 87-1982 (631 amino acids)
Cellular component (GO): extracellular region
Source: RefSeq, a predicted model, not a curated record
GUGACAGUUUCGGCUCACUUUCUAACUUGUAUAUUUUAGAAAGGAAAGUGAAGUUCACGGCCUUGGUUUAGCAAAUUAAACCAACGAUGUCAUUCAUCGUUGCACUGACGUUACUGUGCUCAGUAAUGACAAGUUACUCAUCAGUUAUAUGUCCUGAUGCUGAAACUGAAUGUCCAGAUAGUAGUACAUGUUGCUUAAUGAGCAACAACAAGUAUGGAUGUUGUCCACUACCCAAUGCAACCUGUUGUAGUGACAAAACUCAUUGUUGUCCCAAUGGUUUUUCUUGUGAUCCAACCUCACAAACAUGCUAUAGAGGCAAAGAAAGAAUUUUGAUGUCCUUAAAAGUUUCAGCAAGACCAAAGAGUUUUAAUGGUGUGCUUUGCCCAGAUGGACAAUCAGAAUGUCCUGAUGGAAGUACUUGCUGCAGACUGUCUUCUGGACAAUAUGGAUGUUGUCCUUUACCAAAGGCGGUGUGCUGUUCUGAUCAUAUCCAUUGCUGUCCAAAUGGUUAUACGUGUGACACAAGUGGUGGAACGUGCAAUAAAGGUUUGUCAAUAGUUCCCAUGGUGAAGAAAUUGCAAUCAAAACCCUUGAAGGGUGUAAUUUGUCCAGAUGGAACAUCAGAAUGUCCUGAUGGUAGUACAUGUUGCAUUCUGUCUUCUGGACAAUAUGGAUGUUGUCCUUUACCAAAUGCAGUGUGCUGUUCUGAUCAUAUCCAUUGCUGUCCAAAUGGUUAUACAUGUGACACAAGUGGUGGAACGUGCAAUAAAGGUUUGUCAGUAGUUCCCAUGGUGAAGAAAUUGAAAGCAAAGAACUUAAGGAGUGUAACGUGUCCAGAUGAAACAUCAGAAUGCCCUGAUGGUAAUACAUGUUGCAAACUGUCUUCUGGACAAUAUGGAUGUUGUCCUUUACCAAAUGCAGUGUGCUGUUCUGAUCAUAUCCAUUGUUGUCCAAAUGGUUAUACAUGUGACACAAGUGGUGGAACGUGUAAUAAAGGUUUGUCAGUAGUUCCCAUGGUGACGAAAUUGAAAGCAAAGAAAUUAAGGAGUGUAACGUGUCCAGAUGGAACAUCAGAAUGCCCUGAUGGUAGUACAUGUUGCAAACUGUCUUCUGGACAAUAUGGAUGUUGUCCUUUACCAAAAGCAGUAUGCUGUUCUGAUAAUGUUCAUUGCUGUCCCAGUGGCUAUACAUGUGACACAGGAGCUGGGAUUUGCACAAAGGGAUCAUCAAUGAUUGCCAUGAUGAGGAAAGUUAAUUCCAGGAAGAUUGUAAAAAAGACAUUUAAUCGAGAUUGUCCAGAUCAAUCACAAUGUUUGUACUAUGAGACUUGUUGUCUAAUGGAGUCUGGCUGUUAUGGGUGCUGUCCUUUACCCAAUGCUGUUUGCUGUCCAGAUCACCAGCAUUGCUGCCCUAACGGUUACAACUGUGAUAAGUAUUCCAAUACCUGCUAUGCGUCAGCCAAGAUAAUCCCUUGGAUACCACACCGUCCUUCCGAGCAAAAGAUUCAUUCAGAUGGAAGUGUUAAGUGCAAAGAUGGCUCAGAAUGUAAUAGCGGUGAAACGUGCUGCGAGACCACCUCUAAAAAGUAUGCAUGUUGCCCGUUGCCAUCUGCAGUUUGCUGCUCAGAUAAGGAGCACUGCUGUCCGGCUGGAUAUACAUGUGACGAACAAGGAAAUAAAUGCACUAGAGGAGCCAGAGUAGUACCUAUGGUAGCUAAGUCACCUUCAAGGAAUCCUUUAAAGUUUAAGUCCGUGCCUAUCAAAGUUUCUCCAACUCCUACAGUUGUGGACAGCGUGGUUCGUUUCGUACCGAAUGACAGCAAAGAUGAGUGCAACUGCGGUCUGUAUAAGACGUGUUGUAAUGUAUCGAAAGGUCAAACAUACUGCUGCCCAUUACCUAAUGCCUCUUGCUGUUCCGAUGGUCGACAUUGUUGUCCUCAGGGAUUUACGUGUGAUUCAAGUAAAGGAUGUAUUAAAAAGUGAACAUGAACAAAAGGCCGUAUUAUCAUAAAUAGCGAUUUUCAAACAUUCGCCUCGCGUAAGGUAAUCCAGAACUAGGCUGGGUUCCAGAUCCUGGGGAUUCUUAAUCCAGUCGCUCAGAUUCCUGAUUUUUUCUGGAUUUUGGAUUCCAGAUUUUCUUUUGUAUUUUGUAUUCCAAUUAUUAUAAUGUCUGGAUUCCGGAUUCCAUAGUUAUAUUUUUCUUGGACUCCGGAUUCAGGAUUACCUUACAUGGGUCGCGUAAUUAUCUCCAUUAGUAAUUUUAAAAUUAGUUUAAAAUGAUGUAACCUAAAGUAUGAAGACAAAGUCAAGUAAGUUAAUCAUAACUCAGUUUUGAAAAUUGUAAUUACCUCACUUAUAAAUAUAGAGCGGAUUUCGUAUGACUGUGCAAAAGCACGGAUCACAGCACGGACACGGCACGGCACGGUCAUGGAACCUCGCCUUCUAGGAUUUCAAAUACAAGUAAAGAUUUUCCAAUGCAUCACGGCUACGGCACGGUACGGACACAGCACGAACGUACCAUGUUUUUUUUUUGCACAGUCAUACGAAAUCUGCUCUAAGCAAAAAUUAGCCACCGUUAUGCCCGUUUAAUGCACAAUUUAGGUAGACUGAAUUUCUUUAAAUAUCAUCUUCAUGUAUUUGUUGGCCAGGAGCUGGUUGUUCGAAGGGUGAAUAGCGCUAUCCACCGGAUAGAUCCUUAUCCAGAAGAUGUAAUCCUCACAAAAUCGACUGAGUGGAUAACCUUGAUUAUACACCCUUAGUUAAACUGGCUCCAGCAGUGUKUCAUUAGUAUAACGUAAAAUUUCGUGUACGUUUUCGUAGCGCUUUUGCUGUUUCCUCUCCGUCUUCACUUGGGAAUAAAAAUCAAAAUCGCUAUAAAAACGCAUUGAAUUGAUAGAAUUACAAAUCACUGUCAUUUGAUAAAAUUGUUUAGCAUUACUUUUUAUGAAAUAAAAGCUACAAUAUUUGCAAUGUA